Messenger RNA from Schizosaccharomyces japonicus yFS275, 1786 nucleotides. RefSeq names its product vitamin B6 transporter bsu1. Gene Ontology annotation, molecular function: transmembrane transporter activity. The transcript has 2 exons. Gene Ontology annotation, biological process: transmembrane transport. Bases 25 to 1488 code for a protein of 487 amino acids. The record is from RefSeq and is a predicted model, not a curated record. Gene Ontology annotation, cellular component: membrane. NCBI's taxonomy places the organism in Eukaryota, Fungi, Ascomycota, Schizosaccharomycetes, Schizosaccharomycetales, Schizosaccharomycetaceae.
GAAUUGCCAGUCUAAUUGUUGAAAAUGAGCUUAAGUUCAAAAGAAAACGAAAAGAGGGAAAAUGAAAUCACGGUGCAAGAAAUUGACGAAUUGUUUGGACCUAAUCACCCCGCCCAUCCUCAACACUGGUCGGCUUUGAAACGCUGGAGCAUUUUGUUUGUAUAUUGUUUAUUACAAGUAUAUGUACUCUGGAGCAGUUCCGCUUAUGGCAGCACGGUCUCUCAGGUAAUGGAGUAUUUCCAUAUAUCUUCUCAAGUUGCAUAUCUGAACAUGAGUAUGAAUAUCCUGGGUAAUGGUUUAGGGCCUAUUUUCCUGGGUCCGCUAUCAGACAUUGGUGGGCGGAAGCCGGUCUAUAUUUGUGCUUUGCUCGUCUAUAUUCUUUUUAAUUUAGCAUGUGCUUUACCAAGGAAUAUCACACAGAUGGUGAUAUGCUCUUUCAUUUGUGGUCUUGCUGGCAGCACUGCCUUAACGAACGUGGCCAGCAGCGUAACAGACAUGUGGGGCGAUAAAGAUUCCGGAGUACCGAUGGGUCUAUUCGUUUGGACCUGCUCAUGGUUAAGUAUUGGCGGACCCAUUGGUGCCGCUUUAGUUGAGAAUCCUAAACUUGGAUGGAGAUGGCUAUAUUGGCUUAACAUGAUCGUUGGAGGCGCUUUUGUUUUUGUUUUGCUUUGCGUUCCUGAAACAUUGCCUAUUAAGGUCAUUUAUCAAUACGAGAAAAAGCAAGAACAUAAACUGCGUUUAGUGCCGUUGGUAUCGUUUAAACAAGCACUCCGAAACGUGAAUUUUGUUGCAACUAUGGGCUUACGUAUGAUGAUUCGAGAACCAAUUAUCAUGGUAUUGGGUUGUUACAACGGUUUUGCUUAUGGCACGAAUUACUUUUUUCUGAAUGCUAUCUGGCCUGUAUUUUAUGAUCAUUACAAAAUGACAUUUAUGGGUGCAAAUUGCACCUACCUUACCAACAUUGUUUCCCAUGGGUUGGUGUUUUUCUACCAGCCUGUUCAAGAUUGGCUCUAUCGCAGGGACCGCAAGCGCAAUGGUGACAAAAGUCGACCCGAAGCACAUUUUAUUAGCGCGCUGUUCACUUCUACUUUGUUCCCGGCCGGAAUGUUUCUAUUCGCAUUUACUUGCAUGACACAUCAUCACUGGAUUGUCCCAAUUAUUGGUUGGUGUAUGCUUGGUUUUGCGAAUAGCCAUAAUUGGUGCAACAUGUUAGUUUAUCUCUCGGAUGCAUACCCAGCACUUUCGGCUUCCGCAAUUGCUGCAUUUACGUUUCCAUCAUUUGCUGGAGCAACAGCAUUUACUCACAUUAGUCUUGUCAUGUUUAGUCAUAUGCCUGUGAAGUGGGCAGUGGCUACACUCGCUUUUAUAUCCCUUGCUAUUCCCCCGAUUGUUUGGAUUAUAUACUUUUUUGGCAGCAAGAUUCAAGCACAUAGCUCACUUUCUGGAGAGCGCGGCUACAAGUAUUUACCCGUUCGUCACAAAAACUAAGCAUGCUUUUGCUCCUUGCUUUGUAAGUCGAGUAUUUGCUAAUGUAAAUCACUUCGAUAACUAAAAAUUAUGUUUGCUGUUUUAUUCGCGGUUUUGUUUUAUUUUUUUCAGUAUGUUAUAUUCAAAAUUUUAGGUUCACAGCUUUAAAGCUUUUAUCUAAGCGGUUUAUGUAAAGAACGAUAUUUGAGUUCGUCCUCAAUGCUAUUAAGGAAGUCUUUCUUUCCGUGAGCUGGAAUCCAGCCUAGUUUUCGUCCGAGUUCCGCUUUACAACGUGAUGUGGUUCCCCAUAACAUGGGAG